AUGUUACGGGGAAUAAAGUUACCAGAUGCUUACCAGAGUAUUGAUAAAAGAAACAACUGGGAUGGUGUCUCCAUUGUAGCAGCAGGUGAUAUUCCAAGUGAUGUUUAUACAAUUCAUCAAAUUGGACCAUUUUUGGCUUUCACUUUUGUUCCACUUAGACAAACAAGAUUUAUAAUAUUCAUGCCACACUAUACACCCUUAUCAGACGGAUCUUUAAAGAAAGAAGUUUCGUUAGUUUUUAAUGACGAUCCUGUAAUACAUCAUAAACUUACAUUUAAGUCACCAGAAGAUAGUGCACAAUUUUUAGUUACUUAUUUCGAAAUGCUUUCACUGACAGAAAAAUUAAUAUCGCGUUUGAAUCCGAAAACAUGCUUUAAAACAGCUGAAAUUGUCAUUGCUUUACCAAAUUCGAAAGUUCCACAGCGAGCGGUUGGUGAAAUCAAAGCCAUUGAUUCUGGCUACGAAUUCGAGAUCAGAGCCUUCUCAGGUAAAACACAGUCUGCAGCUCUCUCAAUAAAACUCACACGAACAGUAUCAUGUUUUCCAUCGAUUAGAAACUCAAUCUUUGGUAAAUUGGAUAACAUUAUUAACACAAUAACAAUAGCACAAACUUACAAAGAUCCAUUUACAGUUAUCAUGUGCGGUGGUCCUGCAGAUGUAAUGUCAUGGAUACUUGCAUUAUAUUCAUUCAGCAGUAACAUUGGGCGUUUUCCAAACAGAAAGAUGGGUUUCCGCAAAGAUGAUGACAUUCAACGUGAUGUAGAAAGAGUUGCUAAAGAUUUCAGAGAUGAAGAAGAAGCUCGUUUGAAGGCUGAAGAAGAAGCUCGUAUUAAAGCUGAAGAAGAAGCCAGACUCAAAGCUGAAGAAGAAGCUAGACUCAAGGCUGAAGAAGAAGCCAGACUCAAAGCUGAAGAAGAAGCCAGACUCAAAGCUGAAGAAGAAGCUAGACUCAAGGCUGAAGAAGAAGCUCGCCUUAAAGCAGAGGAAGAAGCUAGACUCAAGGCUGAAGAAGAAGCCAGAUUAAAGGCAGAGGAAGAAGCCAGACUCAAGGCCGAAGAAGAAGCCAGACUCAAGGCUGAAGAAGAAGCCAGACUCAAGGCCGAAGAAGAAGCCAGACUCAAGGCUGAAGAAGAAGCCAGACUCAAGGCUGAAGAAGAAGCCAGACUGAAAGCAGAGGAAGAAGCUAGACUCAAGGCUGAAGAAGAAGCUAGACUCAAGGCUGAAGAAGAAGCUAGACUCAAGGCUGAAGAAGAAGCUAGACUGAAGGCCGAAGAAGAAGCUCGCCUUAAAGCAGAGGAAGAAGCUCGUUUGAAAGCAGAGGAAGAAGCUCGUUUGAAGGCUGAAGAAGAAGCUCGUAUUAAGGCUGAAGAAGAAGCUCGUUUGAAGGCUGAAGAGGAGGCUCGUUUGAAGGCUGAAGAGGAGGCUCGUUUGAAAGCUGAAGAAGAAGCUCGUUUGAAGGCUGAAGAAGAAGCUCGUUUGAAAGCUGAAGAAGAAGCUCGUUUGAAGGCUGAAGAAGAAGCUCGUUUGAAGGCUGAAGAAGAAGCUCGUUUGAAGGCCGAAGAAGAAGCUCGUUUGAAGGCCGAAGAAGAAGCUCGUUUGAAGGCCGAAGAAGAAGCUCGUUUGAAGGCCGAAGAAGAAGCUCGUUUGAAGGCUGAAGAAGAAGCUCGUUUGAAGGCCGAAGAAGAAGCUCGUUUGAAGGCUGAAGAAGAAGCUCGUUUGAAGGCUGAAGAAGAAGCUCGUUUGAAGGCCGAAGAAGAAGCUCGUUUGAAGGCUGAAGAAGAAGCUCGUUUGAAGGCCGAAGAAGAAGCUCGUUUGAAGGCUGAAGAAGAAGCUCGUUUGAAGGCUGAAGAAGAAGCUCGUUUGAAAGCUGAAGAAGAAGCUCGUUUGAAGGCCGAAGAAGAAGCUCGUUUGAAGGCUGAAGAAGAAGCUCGUUUGAAGGCUGAAGAAGAAGCUCGUUUGAAAGCUGAAGAAGAAGCUCGUUUGAAGGCUGAAGAAGAAGCUCGUUUGAAGGCUGAAGAAGAAGCUCGUUUGAAGGCCGAAGAAGAAGCUCGUUUGAAGGCUGAAGAAGAAGCUCGUUUGAAGGCUGAAGAAGAAGCUCGUUUGAAGGCUGAAGAAGAAGCUCGUUUGAAAGCUGAAGAAGAAGCUCGUUUGAAAGCUGAAGAAGAAGCUCGUUUGAAGGCCGAAGAAGAAGCUCGUUUGAAGGCUGAAGAAGAAGCUCGUUUGAAGGCUGAAGAAGAAGCUCGUUUGAAGGCUGAAGAAGAAGCUCGUUUGAAGGCUGAAGAAGAAGCUCGUUUGAAGGCUGAAGAAGAAGCUCGUUUGAAGGCUGAAGAAGAAGCUCGUUUGAAGGCUGAAGAAGAAGCUCGUUUGAAGGCUGAAGAAGAAGCUCGUUUGAAGGCUGAAGAAGAAGCUCGUUUGAAGGCUGAAGAAGAAGCUCGUUUGAAAGCUGAAGAAGAAGCUCGUUUGAAGGCUGAAGAAGAAGCUCGUUUGAAAGCUGAAGAAGAAGCUCGUUUGAAGGCUGAAGAAGAAGCUCGUUUGAAGGCUGAAGAAGAAGCUCGUUUGAAGGCUGAAGAAGAAGCUCGUUUGAAGGCUGAAGAAGAAGCUCGUUUGAAGGCUGAAGAAGAAGCUCGUUUGAAAGCUGAAGAAGAAGCUCGUUUGAAGGCUGAAGAAGAAGCUCGUUUGAAGGCCGAAGAAGAAGCUCGUUUGAAGGCUGAAGAAGAAGCUCGUUUGAAGGCUGAAGAAGAAGCUCGUUUGAAGGCUGAAGAAGAAGCUCGUUUGAAGGCUGAAGAAGAAGCUCGUUUGAAAGCUGAAGAAGAAGCUCGUUUGAAAGCUGAAGAAGAAGCUCGUUUGAAGGCUGAAGAAGAAGCUCGUUUGAAGGCCGAAGAAGAAGCUCGUUUGAAAGCUGAAGAAGAAGCUCGUUUGAAAGCUGAAGAAGAAGCUCGUUUGAAGGCUGAAGAAGAAGCUCGUUUGAAGGCUGAAGAAGAAGCUCGUUUGAAGGCCGAAGAAGAAGCCAGAUUAAAGGCCGAAGAAGAAGCCAGAUUAAAGGCCGAAGAGGAAGCUAGACUCAAGGCCGAAGAAGAAGCUAGACUCAAGGCCGAAGAAGAAGCUAGACUCAAGGCCGAAGAAGAAGCUCGUUUGAAGGCCGAAGAGGAGGCUCGUUUGAAGGCCGAAGAAGAAGCCAGAUUGAUGACCCAAAAUACAAACAAUGAUGAGAUUUCACUCAAUCAAACGAUGCAAUCUGAACUUCAAGCAAUUUUAGACUCAAUGAAUCCAAAAGAAACACCAAUACUUGAUCUUCAAUUCAGUUUGCCUUCUCCAGAACUAAACUUUGAUGAAGCUGUUUCACUUCUAGAUGACAUCUACCAAUCCUUCCCAGAACCACAGCAGAGAGAACUUUCACCAAUCAGCAUUCAAGAUUCUCUUCAACCAACUUUUGACAGUCCAACCACUUCAUUCACACAAUUUGCAUCAUACAUCAAGUCUCUCAACAAUUGUAUCCAAGAACUCAUCAAAAAUCCAAAUGAUCAAGAACAAGUUUCUGCACUCGUUUCACUUAUCUCCGCUCUCAUUGACAAUGGAAUGAAAGAAACAUCAUCUCCUUCAUCUUUCUUCCCUCAACAUUUCGGAAAAACAUCAUCAGAAAUCGCCAGAAACGCUCUACAAAAACAGUCGGUUUUAGGAGUAAUUUAUUGUUUAGAAUCUGCACAAAAACAUUAUGAAGAAUGGGCAAUUUGCAGAGACUUACAAACAAUGAAUACAAUUAAUGAAAUUUUGUCUCAAUUAGGACCUAUUUUCAUCACAAAUGAACUUCCAAUUGAAGAAAGUAUUUUUGCAAAAUCCAAUUUGUUCCCUCUUUAUAACUUGCACAAAAUUGUUAGACAUGAUAUCAGUUCUGAUGAAAAAUUACUUGAAACAUCAAAUGAGUUUGCAAACGCUAUCAUUCCUGUAGUUAAAAAGAGAUCAGUUCUCGGAUUUGGAUCGGGAGAUUCAUCUGAUUUCAUCAUGGAAGCUUGUGGACAAUCACAUCAGUGGAUAUCUCCUCUGAAAUCGCAGAAGAUUCAAGGAAUAUUCGCUGAAGCCGUGAGAAGAUCUAAACUUGGUGAAAUUAUUAAUGAUUCUAUUCAAAACAAAGCUGCUGUUGAAAAAUGGCUUCAUGAAGAUUCUCCUCUGACUGACAAAGCAAGUGCUGAGUAUAUUAUUCGUGCUGCUAUGUUUUUGUGCCAAAGAUAUAUGCAAUCUAGCGGCUAUUGA
This is a messenger RNA of Trichomonas vaginalis G3, 4248 nucleotides long. Its product is annotated as protein CBG20215-related family. NCBI's taxonomy places the organism in Eukaryota, Parabasalia, Trichomonadida, Trichomonadidae. The record is from RefSeq and is a predicted model, not a curated record. Bases 1 to 4248 code for a protein of 1415 amino acids. The transcript has a single exon.